GGAAAGAGCGGCGGCGGUUUCUGCGCGUGCGCCGCAGUUGGGUCAAAGGACAACAAGAUGGCGGCGUCCAGCAUAGCGCACUGGGAGGCGGUGGUGGCGGCGGCGCUGCAGUGAGAAGCCCAAACGCUGUGUGCGGAGAGCGCUGCCGCGAUGCCCAAAUACUAUGAGGAGAAGGAGGAGGACGGGCGGGCCUGUGCGGGGGUGCGGGAGGACCUGAGACAGUGUCUGCUCGAGACCCCCUGCGUCAUACAGGAAGGAAAAAGCGCCAGACAAUGCUUGAAGGAAGGACACUGCAGAAGUUUGCAAGUUUCUUUUUUUGAGUGCAAAAGAUCAAUGUUGGAUGCCAGAGCAAGAUUCAGAGGAAGGAAGGGAUACUGAAGCCUUUGUGAAGAGAGCCAAGCAUGGCGAAUUGUGGAUGUAUCAGUGCUUUAAGCAAAAUACAGAGACUAAAAUAAGAAGAGUACAUCUGCUGCAUCCUCCCAGUCAUGAAGUAUUCUCUUGGAAAAUACCUGCUUUCAAGAACUCUGAUAGAUUGAGGCUGACAUGCACCUAAAAUACUGAAAAGAAAACCAAUAUUAGGCUGGCAGUUUGGAGUGAUAUGAAAUGCCCUAAUGCAUUUUAAAUAAACAAUGCAAAAUCCAAAAUAAGCCGUAGCAAUCUUUAGCUGAGUCAAUUUGUUUUGAAACUGAGAUUUCCUUUCAGUUUUUAAGUUUGUAGUUUUAUUUAUCUAAAACCAUAAAACAUUGUCAGAGUGAAAUAUUAUAAAAUAAUUGAAAUUGGUAGACCGCUUGAGUAAUGUUCUGCAGUAUCAUUCAGGAAACCUAAGAUAGGUCUCUUGUUUCCCAGGUUGGCAGGGCCGACAUACACUGAAAUGUACAGGUUAGCCUCUGGGGAAGAGAGUGGGUUAUAUUACUCAAUAGUGAGUUCCAGUUAAUUAGAGUGCAGUUGAUACCUGUCCAGUUCCCAAGAACUGUGACAUCAUCUCUUCAUCCCUUCGCAAAAUUCCUUUUUUAAUAUGAUGGUUGGUGUAAGUUCAUGCAUACAUUGUAGCCUUUCACUACUGAAGAGCUAAAUUAAAGUUGGAGUUACUCUUAAAAGUUAAAAUAUGUCUGUCUGAAAGUGAUUGUUAGUUUUGAAAAACAGCCACCGCUUUUAAGAGAAAUAUAGUUCAUCUGACCAGUAGUAGUGUAUAGAGGAAGAGUUGUAUAUGAGAAGUAAGAGUAAUUAAAUGUCAUGUUUUUCACCCAGACAUGCAGCUGAA
This is a messenger RNA of Mauremys mutica (yellowpond turtle), 1261 nucleotides long. RefSeq names its product cytochrome c oxidase assembly factor 5. NCBI's taxonomy places the organism in Eukaryota, Metazoa, Chordata, Testudines, Geoemydidae. The record is from RefSeq and is a predicted model, not a curated record. Gene Ontology annotation, biological process: mitochondrial respiratory chain complex IV assembly. The transcript is spliced from 3 exons. Bases 151 to 378 code for a protein of 75 amino acids. Gene Ontology annotation, cellular component: mitochondrion.